AUGGUGAAAGAAAAUUCAGAUCCGUUAGGAAAAAAAAGGAAGGGUUUUUGCGGCACUACUGGGUCAAAGAAACGUCCAAAACUGACUAAAGAACCAGAUCAAGAUGGCCUUGCAGGAAGUAAACUCGAAGUUAGUGACAACAGCGACGCCAGUGAAAGUGAAGAAUUGCCCAUGGAAGUCAAUGUUUCCGCCUCAAAGCUUCAGAAUUCUUCGUUUUCGAUGUAUGAAGAGCAGGAAGGCAUUCUAACCCGUAAGAAGUCGAUAAAUGUUGGGCUCGGAGUUCCAUCAGUAAAUUGUGACAACAUUGCAAGUGGUUAUAAAAUUCAAGAUGCCACUUUACUUAGAGAUUGUAUCGCCUCAGCAGCAAUUUGCAGUUUCUGCCGCAAAUCUCAAUCAACUUUGCAACUUUUUCAGCGAGAUUAUCAGAGAGAAGGACUUGCUGAAUGUCUUUUUCUUAGAUGUUCAAAUUGUCAUCAUGAGACUGAGUUGAAAACAAGUAAGAGACUGGGAGGUGUUGGUGGAGGGGCUCAUGAAGUCAACAGGAGGUCGGUAUUGGCUUCUCAGAAACUUGGCCAGGCUGGUUUGGCUGACUUUUGUGCUAGAAUGAAUUUCUGUCCACCAGUGACCAAGAAAUCUUACAAUGAUCAUUUGAUCCAAAUUGAAAAGGCAGCUGUAGAACAUGCUAGAACUCAAAUGCAGGAUGCUGCUGGGAGGCUGUCGGAUCUGACAAAAAAUAAACAUCCUAACAGCAUUGAAGAUGAAAAUGGAACCGAAGUGGCUAAAGUAGCUGUUACAGUUGAUGGCACAUGGCAGAAAAGGGGCCAUUCCUCAAAGAUUGGUGUGGUGUUUGUCAUUUCAGUGGCAACUGGAGAAAUUCUGGAUUAUGAGGUCAAAUCUCUUGUUUGCUAUGAGUGUCGAGCUCGUGAGCAUAUGGACAGAGAUUCUGAGGAAUACAAAGCUUGGAAAGCCAGCCAUACAAAUUGCCACAUUAACCAUUCUACCAGCUCUGAGGACAUGGAGGCUUCUGCAGCAGUAGAAAUGUUUGGCAGAAGUGUAGAGAAGUUGCAUCUCAAGUAUACAACUUUUGUCGGAGAUGGUGACAGUAGUUCUUUUGGUCGAGUGCGAGAAGCCAUGACUGCAAAAUUUGGAGACAAAUAUCCUGUAGUCAAAGAGGAGUGUGUGGGCCAUGUGCAGAAGAGAAUGGGUACAGCUCUCCGAAAGUUUAAAAAGGAAAUGAAGGGAAGAAAGCUGGCAGAUGGAAAAGGUGUCGCUGGAAAGGGAAGGCUCACUGACAAAGUUAUCAACCGCAUUCAAAACUAUUAUGGUAAUGCUAUAAGAGAGAAUUGUGGCAACCUUCAAGGGAUGAAAGAAAGCAUUAAAGCAAUUCAGUGUCAUAUGAUAGUGGAUGAGGACAUGUCACUCAAAAAGCAGCACAGACACUGUCCAAAGGGUAAAGACACAUGGUGUAAGUUCUGGGCUGACAUGCAUAAUAAGACAAACACCUACGACAACAGCAAGCGUCUUCCUGCAGUUUUCAUGAAAGAGCUGGACCCAAUUUUUAAAAGAUUGUCAGAUAAUGCUCUUUUAUCAAGAUGUCUUCAAGGUUUCCUCAAAACCAGAAUGAAAGUGUCAAUUCUCAAUUGUGGUCCAGAUGUUCCAAAACUACCUUUGUUGGAGUUCGUAAAGUUCAAAUUGCUGUUUGUGAAACUGUGGCUGUGUUUAACACUGGGGCAGCCAGCAAAGCAGUCAUUAUGGAUCUCAGUGGGGUUAAUCCUGGUCAAAGUAUGUUGA
Messenger RNA from Pocillopora meandrina, 1791 nucleotides. The record is from the annotation of a GenBank genome assembly. NCBI's taxonomy places the organism in Eukaryota, Metazoa, Cnidaria, Anthozoa, Scleractinia, Pocilloporidae.